AUGUAUGGAGCUACAAUGAUUACUAUGGCAGAAGCUAUUGAAAAUUCUGAAUUUGUUCUGAUAUGUAUGUCGGAUAUAUAUAAACAAAGUGUCUAUUGUCAAUCGGAAGCACAUUACGCAUUUGAACGACGCUGUCAUUUGAUACCACUUAUUAUGAAACCUUGUUAUAAGCCUGAUGGAUGGCUCGGUAUUAUGGUAAGCGAUAAAAUUUAUGUAGAUUUUACCAAGAUCGAAUUUACAUUGGCUUAUGAAAAAUUGAAAAAAGAAAUAAAUCAAUAUUGUCAACUGAAUAUGAAUUAUUCAAUGGUAAAAUCUAAACAAAGCAAUUAUCAAGAUAUUUCUUCUACAAUUUCGAAAUCUGUUCAAGAGGCUUCGAUAUUGAUCGAGAGAUCUUCGAUCAUUGAACUACCUCAUUGGAUUAUUCAAUGGACUAAUAAUCAUGUUCAAUCAUUUUUUCUAACAAACGGAAUUGAUAAUACCAUGCUUCUUCUAUGUUCACGACUGGACGGUCAUCGACUUUUACAGCUCUAUGAAAUGUGUAUGAUCAAUCGUGAAUCAAUGUAUCAAUCAUUGAAAAGUGAAUUGGCCAAUGUACAUUACAGAACAUUAACAAUUACUGAUUAUGUUACUUUUCUUCAUGAGAUUCAACGUUAUAUUCCAUUAAUGCAUACCAUUUCUCAACCUGCAUCAUCAUCUUUACCUUCUUCUACAGCUUGCUAA
Messenger RNA from Rotaria sp. Silwood1, 720 nucleotides. Lineage: Eukaryota; Metazoa; Rotifera; Eurotatoria; Philodinida; Philodinidae. The record is from the annotation of a GenBank genome assembly.